CACGGCCAUUAAUGCCCAAACCUAUCAACCGAUCAUCAUGUCCUUCUUCCCUACCCCAACAUCAGAGCAGAGCAUGCACAAAGGCAACUGCCACUGCGGCGCUGUGAGCUUCCGCUUUUCGCUGUCUCCGCCUCUGUCCGAAUAUCCCGUCGUCGACUGCAACUGCUCUAUCUGCAGCAAAAAUGGGUACCUGCUCGUGUACCCCUCGCUCAAAGACUUCACCCUUGAGAGCGGCGACGAAACAACCCGGACGUACCAAUUUGGCCGGCGUCAGGCGAAGCACGAGUUUUGUGGGACCUGCGGGAGCAGUUGUUUCAUCCGGCUGGUGGCAGAGGACGCGCCACCAAUCAUAGCAGUUAAUGUCCGUUUGCUGGAGGACUGUGAUCUGGACAAACUAAAUUACAAAAAAGUUGAUGGAAGGUCUUUCUAACCACAUUAUACGUACCAGCCGCCGCUCUAUCAAAAUCUUAUAUUCACGAGAUGCAGCCAGUCAACGUCACUCGGAACACUCCACUCACCGUCGGUAUAUGUAACCUCGUCCAUCUCAUACGAACAAGAGACAUUGGGGGGGAAGGUGGUAACUCG
This is a messenger RNA of Aspergillus costaricaensis CBS 115574, 585 nucleotides long. RefSeq names its product GFA family protein. The coding region runs from base 38 to 430 and encodes 130 amino acids. The record is from RefSeq and is a predicted model, not a curated record. The transcript is spliced from 2 exons. NCBI's taxonomy places the organism in Eukaryota, Fungi, Ascomycota, Eurotiomycetes, Eurotiales, Aspergillaceae. Gene Ontology annotation, molecular function: carbon-sulfur lyase activity.